Messenger RNA from Cydia strobilella, 1657 nucleotides. RefSeq lists its product as uncharacterized. Lineage: Eukaryota; Metazoa; Arthropoda; Insecta; Lepidoptera; Tortricidae. Gene Ontology annotation, biological process: cobalamin transport. The record is from RefSeq and is a predicted model, not a curated record. Gene Ontology annotation, molecular function: cobalamin binding. The coding region runs from base 165 to 1574 and encodes 469 amino acids. The transcript has 11 exons.
AAACCCACUUCAGUACUCGCCUGCCCGCCGACACGAACGGUCGCGCGCUCGCGGCACUCCCAUCUCGAACUUUCAUCCAAAUACCAAAUUAAGUGUUUUAAUCCAUCGAUGAAGUAAGCAGAUCCCGGAAUUAAGCUGUCAAAAGAAAUACUUCGAUAACCAGCAUGGCCCGUCACCUGUUCAGCCUGUGCGCACUGCUUGCGCUGUCGGCCGCCCGAGGUCAGACUGAAACCGAACCACCUACCACUAUCACCACCAAACCGCCACCCACCACCACCACAGCGGCGACUACCACCGUCGCCUGGGAGACCAAGACCCUGAACGAGGGUCAGGCCAUUCAGAAGGCUUUGCAGUAUCUACUGCAGCAUCGGCAGCCAGAUUGGGGCUGGGGAAAUGAUACGCAUGAUGUCAUGCUCACUCUUCAGCUUGCAAACAACACUGGAAAGGAGAUAGAACAACAGGGAUUGGAAAUGCAGCUCUCUGCCAAACAAAUGGAGAUCGAGAUUCUACUCAUGAUGUCAAAGCACCACGAGUCUCCACCGCCGCUGGCGCGUCUUGCCGCCUACACCCUCGCCCUCGGCGCUCUCUGCAAGGACCCUCGUUCCUUCCACGGGCGUGACCUGGUAGCAGCCCUUCUCCAUCGGGAGCCGCCGCAUGACUUCGACUUUGCAUAUGCUACCCUGGCUGCCUGUUCAUCUGCCGCCCAUGUCAGACGUCGCCAUAUCAGGCGGCUGCUGGAUAUCGCUAAUGCUGCCGCUGAUCAUAGCCUUGAUACGAUCUCGAUGGUGAUCCUGGCGUUGCGGUGCGUAGUGCAAGACCACCGCCACCGCAGCCUGCUCCAUUUUGUGCGGCGCCCCAUGGCCGGCCUGGCGCGCCAGCAACACCCUGACGGUGGGUUCGGGACGCAGCUGACGACCACUGCUCUGGCUAUACAGGCUCUAGAGGACUCCGACAGCGGUCCAGGCGCGCAUCAGCAUUGGAGCCUUCCUUCGGCUCGCAAAUGGCUGCUGGAACGGCAACAAGCCGACGGAGGUUGGGGAGACGUUCGUGAUACUGCUGCAGCUGUUGCUGCCCUCACUCCUGCUUCCCUGGCAGCAGUCAGGCCACCGCAUUGCAGGAACAAGCUGCAGGAUAACCGGAAUGAAUCGCUAGAUAACAACAACGGCGAUGGCAGCCUGAAGAUGUCAUACCUAUCGCACACGAGCAACGAGUCGGAUGCGCGCAACGUAUCCUUCACCUACACGCUGUGGCUCGGCACCAACGUCACUGAAAACUACACGCUCUACAUGAUGGCUCCAAGAAACAUCUCCUUCUACCACGUAAUGCAAAUGGCAGCCGAGCAAGACCCGAAGUUCAAGUUCGAAGCCAGUGAGUGGCCGAACGGGCAUUACGUCCACACGCUUGCCGGACAUAAGGAAGAACCGAUGGGCUAUCAUUAUUGGUUGCUGUACCGUCUGACUGAGAUCCCAGACCCAGCCAGCCCGCCUGGCAACCAGCUUGUGGCUCCAGUAGGUGUGGACGAUCUGUUGGUAGAGGACGGGGAGCAUUAUCUCUUCUGGUACAAGAAGCUGUAAAUCUGUAUUUUCCUUUGCCGCGCUACCAGCGGCUCUUAAAUCAUAGGUAUCUUGAAGGACUUUGCUAGAAACUUAAUAGUAUU